UUUACAAUUUUAUGAAUGGUGGAGACAUGACAGAACAGGUGCCAUAUCUAUGGGCUAAUUGACAUGCGUAAUGCUUGCGAUUGCCUGGGGAAAACUUGUGGAAUAAGUAUUGGUAAUGUUGACAAAAGAAAUGUUGGAUUUACAAAAAAGCCUCAGAGAGUUGGUAGGGUGACUCAGAAAUGACUGAGUUAUAUUUCUGAAUAUCAACUUUUGAGUUGAAUUGACAUUUACAUAUGUUGAAGUUUUUUCGAUCUGAAAGGAAAUAUCCGUAUAAAAAUCAUUUUUGUGUGUGCUGCCUUGGGGAGGAGUGUGUGAAUGAUGAGAUUUUUCUCCGAUGUCUGAUGGUAUAUAGGGUGUAUUGUGCGCUGGUAUCUCAUUGUUGGACUGAUGUGGACUACUUUUUCCUGCCGGAAUCAUGUGUCGGAAGUGUACGCAUUCAGCGACAUCAUCCUUGGCAUUUCAUGAAUGGAGAAAACCUUCAUAAUGGAAUAUUUGCAGAUUGCUGAAUCGUGAAAUGGUCUGGACAGCAUCAUUUGGCAAAAUGUUUGAACUAUUUCAAUAAUGGCAUAAGCACCUCCUGGGAUUCAAAUGGUCAUCAAUUCAUGUUAAUCGUUUAUUGAGUUGAUUUGGAUGAAAUGGACCUUCUAAACGACUGUGAGUGCUGACUGAUAUGACACUUACAAACAUUAACAGGUUAGCAGUAAAACACGUGAUGUCAUCGUUUGAAGGACUCUGCAGAGCGAUUAUCAGACUUGCCACUUCUUGAACCACUGACUGUCUUAACUGUAUAUACGAGAAUAUCAGUUUAAAACAGUCCAUAGAAAGACUUUAUCCUCAUGACUCAUUUGGUUGUCAUAUGAAAAUCCCAACACCUUCUCUUCAGAAUAUAAUUGGUGAUAUUGACCAAGAGCGUACUCACACCAUGGUAGUUGCUAACUGUUCACCAAUGAAUGGAACACACAUUGACUUCAAAUGAAUUGUGAUAGAUGACUGAGUGUAUAUAAAACAUACGAAAUAUUGCUGCUCUGCUCAUGAAAAGAACUACAGAGCGUGGUAAAUGUACUUUACUAAAUAUCGAAAGUUCCCAUAAUGAAAUGUUGUGUGAACUGGCUAUAUAUACAAACAUCUUAAAGACUAAUUUAUCAAGGGAGCCAUGACGAUAGACUGGUAAGUGUCAUUAGCUACCAGACAAGAGUGUUGUGCCCAGCUGAUGGACAAUGUUUAAAUUGCUAAUGGUUCCUUCUCAAAGAGAAACAUUUGAUGAUUUCAUGGAUAGCGUUUGGAGUUAUUGAUGGUUCCUGAGAGUGGAUGUGGGCAGAUACGAAAGAUUAAGUGCCUGUGCCUAGACAACGGAUCAUGUAAAGUGUCAAUGGUUCCCUCUCUAAAACAAAAUAUUGACACUUUUAUCGAUAUUGGAGCACAGCCUAUGGAUACCACCGACAGUAGCUACGAAAGACAAAACACUUUUUCAUGACAAUGCCCAUCUUGCAGGCAAUCGUCAAAGUGUCUGUGGUUGAUCCUCAAAGACAAAAAACUUGACACUUUUAUGGAUUGUGUUUGAAGCUAUUGACGUUCCCCAAGAGCAGAUACCGUGCACAAAUUGAUUUCCCCGCACACUCCAGGCCGACUAUUGGAAUGGAGCAUGUUCAUUGCGCAGAGCCCAGCCGGUGAAGACACAAGAGGAACUGCUGAGCUCCGGCUUAAGGGGAGUGAAGCACAGUGUGUAGAACCGCUUGAUCAGUCUACGCUACAUUGCGUCUGAAAGACAUUUAGCUCUAGGCUAGCCUGUGUAGUAUUGGAAUUGGAAUCAAGCAAGCACAGAGAAACUGUUGGUGGUUCAGUGAGGAGUGCGUACUCUUGUGACAGAAUUUCAUUUCUGCCUCGUAUUUCAACGCUGGAACAUUGAUCAGCUGUGUGCCAUUUCUGUACAUUUCUGGUCAUUAUUGUAGGAUAACGCAGUAACUGGGGUCUGUCAUGUUUCAUCCAUUCAUCACUCAACUCUGUUCAUGAUCUGACUCCGUUUUAUCCAUUUUGCCAUUCAUGCAUCAGACAACAAGUCUGGCUAUAAACUCAACUGGUUUUUCAACGCAGGAUCACGAUUCAAUAGUCAGUUUUUUCAGUGCUGUUCAUGCGUUACCAUCUCUCAACUUGGAUCAGUAUGACAGUAAAAACAAGCCAGGACAAAAUCAAAAGGAAUUUCCAUGUCAUCUUUCAAGACAGAUCAGUUGUGGGCCAUCAUUCUAGAAUCUUCUCUGUGCGAUAAGUAUGUGAGCAGUAUUCAAGUAAGAACUGCCUAUUUUACAUUUCAUACAUCAUAUUGUACAACGAGCCCGGACUGAACUCGACAUCAAUUCCGUCUGCUGCGUGAAAGUCAACGAUACCUAGUAUUGGAAUUUUAAGUGUAGUAUAUGAUUCUGAACUGUAAGCAUGGUCUGAGUGUCUCUCUAUAUACCGGAUAUUGCGUCUAACUAAUAUCAAUACUAAUAUUGCAAUUCAUGUCAACAGUGAGGUACUUCGUCUAGGAUGCCAACUGAUUAUUGAAAUUCAUGUGUGGAUAUUUGUGCAAAGGUGAACCAGACUCUUGGUUGUACAUUUCUUUAGAUCAAUGAGGAGGUCAUGUAUAUUUCUUGAGCAAAAUCUAACUCACCUGUUACAGGUGUUCAGUAGGGCACCUAGCUCAAGGCUUGAUGGUACCUCAUAGAGUAUGGAGAUAUUCACGCUUUCGACUCGUUCAUCAUUGGAAUGACUCCGACUUUGGGAUUUCCACAUAUUUUGUUUUGAUAAAAACUCAUUGUGUACACUAUUUAGCCGUAGUCAAAACAACAUUGCCAAUUUCUUGAACAAUCUUGUCAAAAGUAAUGGUUUUGCACAGCAAUAUUAAGAACUUUGCUAUUCUGUUAAAUCAUUCUUGUCAAAGGUGAUUGAUGCGAACAGUUCUUUAAUUGAAUAGUCUAUUGCAAGUCGCUCUCUGUUGAAUGCGUUGGGGAUUGAAGCAUACUCCGAUGCACUGGUGAUUGUGUGUAACGUCUGAAAGGAGAACAACUCGUUAGAUUCUGGUGGAUAUCAACAUAUUGGCUCAUUCCAUCUACUGCGCGGCAAUUCUCUACGGAGAAGAAUACCAUGGACGCUCUCCUACAUGGAACAGUUUUGUGGAAUAUUACUCACUAAGGUAGGCGAGCGCCAGAUCAGUGUAUGGAUAUUCUACGUUAACUAAUUAGCAAUAUGAGUUACUCUGGCCUUGGAUACGAUUGAUUAAUGUAAUUGACCAUGGUUAGUUGUUGGGGAUACAUUUGAAAGAAGAGGAAAGUAGAGAAGUACUGUAGUGAUUAGUAGAGAAACCGAUCAAAGGAGUGCAACACUAUAGGAAUAAAGGAAUUCAGCAACGAAUACUCUACUGGAAUACAACAGCAAAGAGGAAUACACAAUAAACAUAGGUUGCAAUAGAGAUAGGAACACAGAGUCUGGUCAUAGCCAAGAGUUAAUUUCAACUUUGAUUUCUUGCUUGCGAUGAAGAAAGCUUAAAUCAGGAGAUUCAAUGUCAAGGUAAAGGUCUAUCAAAAGAUAACUCUGGUAACGCUUCCCCCUCAGAUGAUCGCUAACGUAUCAAGGGUAACUUAUUCUGACUUUGAUGACUUCAGGCUCGUCUAAAGGUCCAGUUUCUUUAUCGCCUGAUUAAUGGAUGGGGUGGAAUGCCAUGAACAUUAUAUCGCAUAUCUGUAGAAAAAACCAUACGGUUCAAGAUGAAUAAGUGAUCUUGCUAUGGGUUCUAGCAUAGGUAACCUGUGGAUAUACUACUGCUAGCUUUAUAGAAUGUACGAACAAAUGUGUACGAAACACAUUACAGGAUCAUCGGUUCGCUAUGAGGAAGUUUUGUAGUCUUAGAAUCAUCUCGUCCAGCUAUGACCAAGAAGGGCACACUUCUGAUAAACGUGAACACGCUCCAAUUUGUAUACCCUGCGUACGUCUUUCUUACUUGAUCAACACAUACUUAGGUCUACAGACGUUAUUUUGUCGAAGGAUAACUUGGCACCACUCAAAAGAUGAAAAGGAUGCAACUGCUCUUGUUAGCCAUCAAUCUGAAGACUUUAGCUCUAGAGCUGAUUCAAAGGACUUAAAGGGUGUUGAAGCUCAAUCUAAGGACUUAGAGGCUCAGUUUGAGGAAUUAGGUAGAUUUGAGGUGACUGUGGUCACUGAUCAGGUUAUGGAUAGGGAUACCAUGUCAUCAGUUUCAAAAUUGAAACAGGAUUUAGAAUUUUGUGAAUUUCGUGACGGCAUGGAAAAUAAGAUAACCCCUGAUGGAAGUAGUAAUUCAGAGUCGCCGGAAAGUUCUAAUUCUUCAAAUGCUUGGAGUAUGGAUAUAGAUAGCAUGGAUAGUGGCCGCGAUAGCAAUAAGAAUUACACCCUGGGUUGUGGUGCUACGAGUAGAGACAUUUCUGUUGACUCCGGUCAGGGUAAUUUGGACAGUUGCGAGGACUUGGAUAAUAGUCUGGCAGAUCAAUGUACAUUCCAAAUAAAGGACCCGAAAAUAUCAGAGGAUGUCAAUUUCAACUUAGGUCCUGGUGUUGGUGAUGUAGAUGUGCUAGUCAUGGAUGAUAGUAAUGUUAUAACUGAGGACGUUUUACCCGAAGCCAGGGACUACGAUGAUGGCUUGGAUGAUGAUCUCUUAGAAAGGAUCUUGCUUGAAUGUCUACGCAACGACACUCCAAUUUCUCCCGAUGCUAGUCCAGUUAUGGAGAAGUUAGUUUAUCCGUCUGAUCGUCAAGAUAUUGCAUCUGGCGCUGAACAUUGUGAUAGAAUAUAUUUUGCGCCCGAUGGUCAGCCGCUGCUCAGUCCAGGCGGACAACCUUUGCCCAAUCGUAGUCCAACGGAGGAGAAAUUAUUGUACUCAACUGGUGCGACCAGCGAGGAGGCCUCCAUGUACGAUGACAGUUCAUUUCUGGAGAAAAUGACUGGGGAUGCAUCAGAAUUAGUGGACGACGUGUUGUCAGACUCUGACGGGUGCGAAUCUGAGCGUUGGCCAGAUCUGCCAAAAAUCGUCAUCUUGAAAAGCACAUCGACAGAGUCUGAUGCAGAUGUAUUUUGUGAUGUGGUUGAUUGUGACGUAAUUGAGGAUAUUUUCUCGGACUGUAACGAAUCUUUGGAAUAUCAGAGCGAAAACAGUUCUGUGGAUGCAGAACAAGGUGAUAGUGAUUCCAAAGGUCAGUCUUCUGUUGAAGGUCAUUCCUCUGCUGAAGGUCGUCCUCCUACUGAAAGUUGUUCCUCAACUGAAAGUCGCUCUUCUGCUGAUAGUAACUCUCCUGAUAAAGCUAAUUCUUCAGCUGAAGGUCACUCCAGUGCUGAAGGUCACUCCAGUGCUGAAGGUCACUCCAGUACUGAAGGUCACUCCAGUACUGAAGGUCACUCCAGUACUGAAGGUCACUCCAGUGGUGAAGGUCAUUCCUCUGGUGAAGGUCAGUCCUCUGAAGGUCACUCCUCAGCUGAAGGUCACUCCUCAGCUGAAGGUCACUCCUCUGAAGGUCAUUCCUCUGCUGAUCAUGAAGUUCUAUAUUCUGCUGACGGCCAUUUUUCAAACGGCAUGGAGGAAGACGGAGAUGUCUUCUUUGAACUUCUAAAGGAAGACGAAGGUGAGAUGUACUACAGUACCAUUGAGGAGAAAAGUCCGAAGAAUUCCGACUCAAGUCUAGGCAAAGAUGAACACUUAGAUGAUAAGUUUCCAGAGAUGUUUUAUAGCACUGUUGAGGAACAAAUUGACUCUUCUGUCGAAGAUGACGCCUUGCCGUGUUUUCUGGACUUCCCGCCUGUUCCAGACUAUUUGGAGACCACCAUUGAAGAGCCAGCCAUUAUGGACCCUGAUGCACCGGUGGUCCCAGUGUCGUGUGGAUGGAAUGAGAUGUUUCAUAGUGCAAUUGAAGAGCUCAAUGAAACAAGCUCUGCAGUUAUGGCCAAUUCUCCCCGUAGUCCAUCCUUACCAGAAGAUGAUCAGGAUAUCUCUCCUGAUCCUGAUUCCAUGCUCUCAGCCGUGUCAGAUGAAUUGAAGGAUUUAGUUGCUUCUGAUAAUGACCAGGACCUUUCGCCGACAGAUUCCUACUCUGCCAUAUCGGUUUCUCCUGAAGAUUCUGAGAGGCUAAGAUCAGCUGCUGAAUCAGUCUCAGACAAGCUCAAAGAAAUCUUGUCCACUUCGAUCAAUUCUCUUGACUCUGGUCCGUCUGAUCCGGAAUUUUUGCAAAAAUUGGAAGAUGUGCGUAAAACCAGUAGCGAUAUUUCUUUAAAUAGACCUGUGAAAAGGCCAACGACUGUACCGGUGUCACGGAAAUUCAUUGAUACCUUUUAUGGCGUUGUUGAUGGUACAGUGACAUCAUCUGAUAGCGAUGCGAAUCUGUCUUGCCAUGAGGAUAGCCCAACGACUCCUGGAGAAAUUUUAGAUAAGGCUUUUGUGCCAGAAGAGAAAGUGGCGAGGUCUAGUAGUAGUGAACUUGAUGAUGGACACGAAGAUGGUUCACUUGGAGAUAAUGAGGAGGAUAAUGAUAAAAGUAGUUCACCUGAAGCUGAUGAGGUCAAGCUUGGUCAUGAUGAGUUCAAAGUAGUACCUGUGUAUGAUUGGAGCGACUGUCUACCACAAGCUUGGGGUGGGAUACGCGAUCCAUUCCCUGGGAUGGACCGGGCCUCCAUCACACCAGAUGAGGCAAUAAUCCCGAUAUUGGAGCAUGACGUCCUUGGUCAAGAUGGAGAUGAAGAGGAUUUGAUACUUCAUAAUGCCUUCAAAAGCGCCAAUGCGAAUGUAGUUGUUUUGAAGGAACCUCUCCCAAAAGUUGACCAGGAUUCUGUAAAAAAGGAUGCUGACAAGUCAACACCAAAUCAUGCCAAAGUCGGCAUAUUGGAACAAGAUGGUACUCUUGUUGAAUCUGCAGCUGGGGAAGAACUUACACCAGGCACGAGCAUUGAUCUCACAAAUGUUGUGCCAAGGGUUGUGGAAGCUGAAGCUUAUCAGACAGUUCUAGCUAAAGAUACGGUGAUUGAACUCGCAGACGACGUUGGGUCAGGAGAUGAUGAAACAAGGGUUAGUAGCACAGGACCAGAGAGAAGUAACACAGAUAUAGAAAUAUCUGUAAUAGACACUGUUGAACCGUGUUGUAAGGAAGUUCUUCACCAACAAAAAGAUGAAUCCUCUCUUGAAAUGGGAGAUAAUGUUCAUCAAACAGAACUUGAUCCACCCGGUUUUGAGAAAUCUGACAUCGCUUCUUCAGGUUGGGUUGACCUAACUGAAUAUUAUCAAACUAAUCUGACUGGCUCCUCUCUGGAAAGUGAAGUUGAUCUAACAGAAAAUAAAUCCCCUCUUGAAAAGACUGGCAUCGCCUCUUCGGCUUGUGUUGAGCCAACUUACGAUUGUCAAACAGAUCUGACUGGUGGUGAAUCGGAUCUCAAAACAAAAAAUGCUGAUCAAAACAGUUCAGUAUUAGUGGCCAGAACUACUGUUGAACCAGUAUUAGUGGCCUAUGCUGAUGUUGAGCCAGUAUUAGUGGCCAGUGCCAAUGUUGAGCCAGUAUUCGUGGCCAAAACUACUGCCGAACAAUCUUUCCUUGGGGACAACUCAGUCUCAGUUUCUGGCGUUAGAGAAAAUAGUAUUGCAACACAAGCCACUGCAGUUGGUUUUCUAAACAAAGGCUUUGUUGCUAUGCCUGGAAUGUGUCAAGAAAGAACCUGUAUUCAUCAACAUGAGCAUGAUUUCACCGGUCAUGGACCAAAUCAUCAGCAUCUGCCUGAUUCAACGGAUGUUAAGCCAGUGCCCGACUCUUCUGGUCACAGACCAGACCAUCUGAACUUGCCUGAUCCAUGUCGCAUUAGGCCAGUACACAACUCUGAACUUGAUUUGCCUGAUAUUGAAAAGUAUGAAAGAAGCGAUAGUUUGGAAUAUGGUGAUAAAUUUACCAAGGAGGAGGAGUUGAACUUGAAUUUGCGUCUCGAUGACGUGAUUUUGGACUUGGAGGGCGGGAGAUGUGAAUCGGAUUAUGGAGAGUAUGAUAUUUCUCCCGAGGCAGAUAUUGGGGCGAUGGAAUUUGAGGAUGCAGAGUUGGUGAGGGAGCAUGGGAGAGAUAUCUUGGGUGUCGAUGAGCCUGAACUCCACCGGCAUGGGUAUGACCCAAACAGUGGCUGCUCUCUUGAAGGCAAAGGCAUUUCAUUUGAACUUGAUGAUGAGGAUUCUGUUCAAGGUGACGAGUUUGUCGAGGAGACAGAGCAAGGAGAUUUUGUGCGCGGGCUGGAGAAGCCCCAUGGGUCAAAGGUUGAUAGUUGCAAUGUUCUCUUCACUGAUGCGCUAAGCCAGCUAAAGCAGGCAUGUAUUGACGUCUCACCAAUCAGUGAAGGUGAUGCCAGGAUUAUAGACUUGGAUGCUUUAUUUGCUGAUGUUGAAAAAGACGCAGAUUAUGUCCGACAUAAAAAGUCGCGAUUUCAAGAAAAGCGCCCUGUGUCUGAAUAUGAUCUACUCCAUUACCGAAAUGACCCAGAGUACACCCGUGAUAAAUAUGCUCAAUUUCAUGAAAAAACCCGUGAAUAUGCGAAUUAUUGUGAUGAUCUGUCUGUGGAUUAUUCCCAUCAGAAAAACCCCAAGCGCCCUUUGUCACAGUACGACUUGAAACCUGACUUCUACGAUUCAGCGUUGGAUUAUGUCCAGAGGGAAAACUUGAGAAUGUCACAAUCUUGGGGUGAUGAUCAAUUUGAUCUCCAUGGUCGUAAGGGUCGAGAUAUAGACUCGCGAAGGUCGAGUGAUUAUGAUAAUGUUUAUGAGGAGGACCAUUCCCAAAACUAUGAUUUUGGGUGGAAAGAUUAUGUUGUGACGAAUUGUCCAGAACCAGAGCGCACGGUAGAGGAUUCAAAUUCGAGUGCACAAGCUGUGCGUAGGAACAAAACUGAACAUAAACCGAGAAACGAACGGUACAAGCUCUCUGCUAAAUCGGCAGAAAGGGAUACCGAGAUCGCAUUGGAGAUGGUUAAACUAUCAUUAUGGAAGCGACAUGAUGUCAGGAGGUCAUUGGAAAUUGUUGACGACGUUUUAUAUUCGUCGAGCGAUGACAGUAGCUCAGAGGAGACUGUGGAUGGAGACUGGGAGACAGUAUCAUCAUCUCUUGAUUCUGAGUCUGAGCCCCCUAAACACAGUGAGAGCACACAUUAUGAUGAUGAAGAGGAAGAGAUCCUUGGUUCUGAUGAUGACGAGCAGGAGGAUCCCAAAGACUACUGUAAAGGCGGGUACCAUCCAGUGAAGAUUGGAGCAUUAUUCAACAACAGAUAUCAUGUAGUAAGAAAGCUAGGAUGGGGACACUUCUCUACAGUCUGGUUAUGUUGGGACCUUCAAGCCAAAAGAUUUGUGGCAUUGAAGGUCGUUAAAAGUGCCCAACAUUACACAGAAACCGCUUUAGAUGAAAUCAAGUUACUUAGAUGUGUUCGAGAGAGUGACGCGGAGGACCCUCAUCGAGAGAAGACCGUGCAACUCUUAGACGAUUUCAAGAUUUCCGGCAUCAAUGGACUUCAUGUAUGCAUGGUGUUUGAAGUGUUAGGUAAUAAUUUACUCAAGUUGAUCAUUCGGUCCAAUUAUCAAGGCAUCCCUAUCAAGAAUGUCAAGUCAAUCAUCAGACAGGUCCUGGAGGGACUGGCGUACCUGCACACAAAAUGCAAGAUCAUCCACACGGAUAUCAAACCAGAGAAUAUCUUGAUGUGCGUUGAUGAGAACCAUGUUCGGAAGCUGGCCAAUGAUGCUGUUGAGUGGCAGAAGAUGGGCAUGAAACUUCCAGGAUCUGCAGUGAGUACCGCGCCAAAAGAGAAGCCUCCAGAUCCUUCCAAAAUGUCCAAGAACAAGAAGAAGAAGUUAAAGAAGAAGAUGAAGCGUCAACAGGAGCUGCUGGAGAAGCAGGUGCAAGAUCUACAGGAGCUGGAGCGUGAGGAACAAGAAAAGGUUGGUGAUGAUGAUGCACUCAAGCGCAUGAGCCAGUCGGGUAGUGAGGGUCAAUUAAACCAAGGGAAUGAUGAUGAGGAGGAGGAGUGCAGUGCCAGCGAGGCCGGCACGCCCAGCGUCGAGAAUAAACCAGUCAAUAACAGGCAGCAGGAGAAUGAGGAGGAACACAAUAGUAAUCAGCUUGAAGAUCAAAAUGAGACGGAAGACGACCCAGAGAAGACAGACAAACGAAACGAGACCAACGCCGCGAAAACUGCCGAGAACGCGAGUGGUGAAAUAAAAGACUUUGUUAAAAAUAACUCGUCACUCAUUGACGCUUCUGAGGAUGCUCAAGAGGAGGCGCUGUGUAACGGUCACGAUGAAUCUCAGGGUGAUAACCAGGAGAAGGAGUGUGAGAUGGACGAGGGAUCAAAGGAGGCACCACCACCACAUGAAGACGGCGACAAGUCUGAAGACUCCCCGGAUUCACCUGAAGCUGAGGAGAAGCGAGUGAACCCUUUGACUGGUGAUGAUAUGAUCGUGAAGAUUGCAGACUUGGGCAAUGCUUGCUGGACGCAUCACCAUUUCACUGAAGACAUCCAGACACGCCAGUACCGUUGUCUGGAGGUUCUUAUUGGUGCUGGCUAUGGCCCACCGGCCGAUAUAUGGAGCACAGCUUGUAUGGCAUUUGAACUCGCGACGGGUGAUUACCUAUUUGAGCCUCAUUCUGGCGAGGAUUACAGUCGUGAUGAGGACCAUUUAGCUCAUAUUAUCGAAUUAAUGGGACCCAUCCCGAAACACAUUGCCAUGUCGGGGAAAUAUUAUAGAGAAUUCUUCAACAAACGAGGUGAGCUGCGGCGCAUCACCAAGCUGAAGCCGUGGGAUAUGAUGUCGGUCCUCUGCGAGAAGUACGAAUGGCCGACAGAAAAAGCCCAGUCGUUCGCAGACUUUCUUGAGCCUAUGUUGUGCUUCGAUCCCGCCAAGCGAGCCACUGCUGAGGACUGCCUCCACCACCCGUGGUUGAGCUCAUAACCACCAUCGAACAUGGAGGAUUCGAAUACACUUUGGCAUUUCGUUUAGCGGGACACUUUUGACAUUUGUGACUUUUCGCGAAUUUGCAACAGAAAAAUUUGGUUGAAAUUUUUUGUGGAAUUUGACAUUAGUUUCUCCAGGAAGACCCAUUGUGAAGUGUUUCUACGAUAAAUGCAUUUGUAGUCUAAGCGAGGACAAUAUUUUGGAAAUAAUGGAAGGAAUAUCAUGGAAUAUUUCUGAUGGGGAGCUUACUUUUUGUGGCAGAUUUGAGAAAAGUCUUACUUUUGUUCAUAUGAUAUGAAUGAUUAUGUUGUAAAUGGUUGAAUAAUGAGGCAUUUUACGGGGAUUUGUGUAACGACAUGUGUUCGUUCAUCUUGCCAGGUGUUUUAACGCUGGUUGUACGAACACUAACAAAUGAUUCUUCAUCGAUACUGACAACCCAUUAGCACCAAUAUUGUACAAUCUUUAUUUUCAAUUCAUUAGCUGUCUUUUCGCUCAUUUUUGGCUUGAAGUUCAAAACACCAUUGAAAGACUAUUGGUCGAGAAAUCGAGUUUGCUUUUUGGUGAAAUUUUGCAGCACGAAAAUAAAGUGUGUACAGUAAACUGUGUCUUUUGUUCAUUUGACAGAAAGGGGGGGUCGUUACAACCUUGAUCUCUGCUUGGACGUCAGCCAUGGCGGUACGCUGUAGCUUACUGGCAGAGGGGAACACUCUGAAUGCUGGUUACCCCUCGUGGCUCUCUCAAUACUGCAUAUGAUAUGCACAUGCAUGUCUUUGUCUAAAUAUCAGUCUUGGUUCAUCUUUGCAUGCAUACUUAACCGAAGUGUCACUAUUUCAUCAUCUGUAUAUUGAGUUACAACAUUUCCAAGAAACAGUUACCAAAAUUAUGAUUUUGAUUGCGUAAUGUUGUCAUAUUUUCAUAAUGUAUCAAUGUCAUCAUCUCAUUUAAGUCACAUGUAGCAUUUAUAUAUAAACACCACCAUUAUCUAUGUCACAUGUCAAUCAUGUGACCAGUUAGAUCUGGCUUUAUUAUAUAUUACCACAUGUUUAUUCAUUGGACACCAUUCGCUUCUUAGGGACCCAGACACAGGCAAAUGGACGAACGUUGGUUCUGUGAUGGCAGGACAUUCAAUGUCCACUGAAUUUGUUUUCUGCUUAAGUGGAAUAAAUUCAAUGUUUCUCCAAGAUACUCCUUUGAGGCCUUUGAAUCAAACCAGGUCAACAGGGGUCGGGCACCAUAUGUCCACCUGUUGCAUGGGAGUACACGUGUCACCAAGCUAUGGCCAAGAGAUACUUACUCAUGCAAAGGUGUAACUAAUUAUGUUCUAACUUCUGGUGACCACCGUUCUGAUUCAAAGUCCUCAAAGGAGUUUUGAACGGUUAACAAUAUUGAGGCUUCACGUUAUUAGAGAAAUGGUGAGCACAUUUUCUUGAGUAGUUAUAAGUGCGCGAUGAUUAAUAUUUGUGAGGAGUUGGUCACUUCGCAUUCCAUUUGAAGGAGUUGACCUUGACCUUUGAUGCACAGUUGAUCAUGACCUUGACCCAGUUGUGUGAUCUUUGACCCUGUGAGUUAUGCUUGUCCUAUGAAGGUAUUUCUCUAGAUGGCCGUGCUCUCUACGUAGUCGGUACAUCGUCUCCUGUUGCUUUUGGCUGAACUUGGGCCUUCUGUCAGUCGGCGGUUUGUAAUUAUUGUGUUCCUCUCUCCAUUCUUUAGUCAUAAUGAUAAGCUUGUCAAUUUAGUACCGACUAUAGGUUCUUUGUGCUAAUUGGUAAACAGGUAGGUAAAGUGGUACAAUUAUAGCCGAUGUGCAUUAAGGUGCACUGCUGACUGUUUUCUACAGUGUAGGGGUGUAAUUGUGCUACUUUACCUUACCUGGAGCAAAAAUUAAAAUAUGCUGAAUCAAAUGUUAAAAUUGUAAAUUGUAAAAAAACAAGUGAGUAAAACGUGGAAUACUAAAUCUUCGCUGAUACGUGUUACAACGAAUCCUGAUUGGUUGAUUAUGUCGGCUACCCAGCUUCAUGUGCAGCGCACGUAAUCCGCUCUUGAAGGAAGGUGUUCGCCCGUACCUUGGGGCCUAUGGCCUAGUGAGUGUAGACUCUUCCCAAGUCUGGACUAUAGCAAGUGUGGUUGAAUUUGUGUUGGCAGUAACUUUGGAAUUACGUCCCAAUGCUGCUGCUGUGAAAGAAAUGAUAUUUAGUAAAGGAGACAGUGCAUAGUUGAACCUUUGUUUCUGACGCAGAUUGAGCAACUGGGCCCAGGUUGAUAAAAUGUCACAAGUUGUUUAGUCAGCAGAUGAUGACCGCGUUCAUGUUAGUUUCUUUUGUAUUCAGUUUUUGGAUUUGCCAUUUCUGUCGCUUUGUAUGUGUGUAAGCUUCCUAUCCUUAACUUGUUGAAAUGGACAAUUAGAAACCAAUUUGAUUGACAGCUGCCAUACUGUUACCUUUCCCAGCUGUAACCCCUCUUGGGAAAGUAUAAGGCUUGCAGAAAGCAUGUGGUUCACAUGUAUGGGUCGUACCAUUUCAGCAACUUGGGGAUGUUAGGUGGAAGAUGUAUAGGAAGAAUGGCCCAAACCGAUCAAGAAUUGAAGCAAUGGUGUUAAUAAUUUACAAUCAAAUUUUGUGUACAAUCUUGAUGCUUUCAUAGAAAAUAAAGCAUUUUGUUUGCUGA
This is a messenger RNA of Lineus longissimus, 13621 nucleotides long. RefSeq lists its product as uncharacterized. The transcript has 14 exons. NCBI's taxonomy places the organism in Eukaryota, Metazoa, Nemertea, Pilidiophora, Heteronemertea, Lineidae. Gene Ontology annotation, molecular function: ATP binding; protein serine/threonine kinase activity. Gene Ontology annotation, cellular component: cytoplasm; nucleus. The coding region runs from base 3860 to 10954 and encodes 2364 amino acids. The record is from RefSeq and is a predicted model, not a curated record. Gene Ontology annotation, biological process: spliceosomal complex assembly; regulation of mRNA processing; peptidyl-serine phosphorylation.